Messenger RNA from Larimichthys crocea (large yellow croaker), 3510 nucleotides. RefSeq names its product beta-secretase 1 (gene bace1). Lineage: Eukaryota; Metazoa; Chordata; Actinopteri; Sciaenidae. The transcript has 9 exons. The record is from RefSeq and is a predicted model, not a curated record. Gene Ontology annotation, biological process: amyloid-beta metabolic process; membrane protein ectodomain proteolysis. Gene Ontology annotation, cellular component: plasma membrane; endosome; trans-Golgi network. Gene Ontology annotation, molecular function: aspartic-type endopeptidase activity. The coding region runs from base 603 to 2189 and encodes 528 amino acids.
CGGCGGUGCUCGCUCGCGCUCUCGCAGCUCUGAAGGAUGCAGCGGGGUGGAUGGAGGAGGAGGAGGAGGAGGUGAAAGACUGGAAGGCGGAGAACAGAAUGAACGGGUCGGGAAACCUGGAAGGAUGCGGAUUACGGCAUCCCGCCGUCCAGCUGUGCCUACCGACGAUGGUUUCGGCCGUUUGACAUGAGGGACGCGCGGAGAAAACGACACGGGCCUGCGGUUUGUUGAUACGCUGAGCACGGAGGGAGAGCCUGUCAUUUACCCGUCGCCUCAAAUUAUCAGUGACACUGGUUUAAUUGUGAGGGUGAUUUGAUUUCCAGCGGAGGCUAUUUGCUGCUGUCCUCCAUGUUACUUUGUCGUGGUCUAAAAUUGGGCUUGUGUCAAUUAACGUGAAGAAAGCGGGAGGAGAAAACAAAGUGACCCUGCCCCUCUUCAUGUUUGUGGUUCAACUGCCAUCAUGGUUUCAGCUGUCAUUUUAGCAUCACCGCCACCUGAUCUGGUCACCGCCGACUGGAUGUCAAGCUGAACGGAGUGCCGUCACGUCAAAACCAAACAUACCCCCCCCAAAAUAAAAAAAAUAAACUCCAGCGAGUUUCAACAUGGAUGCGUCGACGUUACAGCCUCGCUGGCUGACGAAUUUAUUCAUAUGGACGUCGUUAUGUCUGCUCAGCAGCGGUCAGUCCGCGCCGGACGCCUCGGGCCUGCCUUUAGCCAUCCGCGUGCCACUGCGGCAAGGCGCUCGCGCUGAACAGCCACCGCAGCUGACUCCCGCCGCCACCGUGAAGCGCGAGCGCGGCAGCGCUGGGAAGUACGCCGCGCGCAAGCGGAGAGGAGCGGCGGCGGCGGCGGGCGGUGUCAGCUUCGUGGACAUGAUUGAUAACCUACGUGGGAAGUCUGGUCAGGGUUACUACGUGGAGAUGGCCGUGGGUUCUCCUCCGCAAAAGUUGAACAUCCUGGUGGAUACAGGAAGCAGUAACUUUGCUGUCGGGGCAGCUUCUCAUCCCUUCCUGCGCAGAUACUACCAUCGUUCGCUCUCCAGCUCGUACCGCGACCAGAGCAGGAGCGUGUACGUUCCCUACACCCAGGGUCGCUGGGAGGGAGAGCUGGGGACCGACGUGGUCUCCAUCCCACACGGCCCUAACGCCACGCUGCGCGCCAACAUCGCCGCGAUCACCCAGUCAGAUCGCUUCUUCAUCAAUGGAUCUAACUGGGAGGGAAUCCUGGGACUAGCCUACGCCGAUAUAGCCCGGCCUGACGAGACACUGGAGCCUUUCUUUGACUCUCUGGUUCGCCAGACUCAGGUCCCCAACCUCUUCUCUCUCCAGUUGUGUGGAGCAGGCUUCACCCAAAAUUACUCCCUGGGCAGCGCUACCGUAGGCGGCAGCAUGAUUAUCGGAGGAGUGGACCCAUCGCUCUACGUGGGAGAGCUUUGGUACACUCCAAUCCGCAGGGAGUGGUACUACGAGGUGAUUAUCGUACGUAUUGAGGUGAACGGACAGGACCUCAACAUGGACUGUAAAGAGUACAACUACGAUAAGAGCAUCGUGGACAGUGGCACCACCAACCUUCGACUGCCUAGGAAAGUCUUCCAGGCUGCAGUCAAGGCUAUUGAAGCAGCCUCUUCGACAGAGCAGUUUCCCUCUGGGUUCUGGCUGGGGGAGCAGCUGGUAUGUUGGCAGGCUGGCACUACACCCUGGCACAUCUUCCCAGUCAUCUCUCUCUACCUGAUGAGCGAAAACCACAACCAGUCCUUCAGAAUCUCCAUCCUGCCGCAGCAAUACCUGCGCCCAGUAGAGGAAGUGGCCUCCGCCCAAGAGGACUGCUAUAAGUUUGCCGUGUCCCAGUCUAGCACUGGUACAGUGAUGGGGGCCGUCAUCAUGGAAGGUUUCUACGUGGUCUUCGACCGGGAAAAGAAACGCAUCGGCUUUGCUGUCAGCACCUGCCAUGUGCACGAUGAAUUCCGCACAGCCUCCGUGGAAGGCCCGUUCCACGGCGUCGACCUGGAGGACUGCGGCUACAACAUCCCACAGACGGACGAGUCCACUCUCAUGACCAUCGCCUACAUCAUGGCGGGAAUCUGCGCUCUCUUCAUGCUGCCGCUGUGUCUCAUGGUGUGCCAGUGGCGCUUUGCCCGCUGCCUCCACCCACACGGGGACUUUGCUGACGACAUAUCGCUCCUUAAGUGAUGGGUGGGGGGCGGGGCGGGAUCAGGGGUCAAAAGCUGUCGUAGAGGUCUAAACAGACAGAUAUGAAUUGUGGUAAAAGGGAUUGUUACAAAAUGUUGGCACUGUUGAAAGAGGAAGAUUCUUCAGGAAUAUAAUAUGUAACGUAUAGAGAAUGCUGACACACGGUGAAUACACAGCGCUGCUGUCAAAUUAGAGAGCACCUGAGGAGAACUAUAGCCAUUACUAAUCUGAAGGACAAAGAAGAGAAAGUUGCUGCCAUGAGCAUCAACUUUGCUUGUUUAAGACACCUAUGCAGAUCAGCAUGGCUAGAGGAACUGAAGUGGGAAAACCACAAAAACAAAAAAAACAAAAAAAAUCAGCUCUUUCUUAGAGAUAGCGUAGAAAUAGACCACAGAGAUGGAUUUGAUUUUGGAAUUUCGAAAGAUUUGUCUCUUAACAUUGCAGAUCUCCACACAAAGAAAAUCCUAAACACGGCUAAAUAAAGAAAUGACCUGGAUGUGAGUACGAGAUGGGAAUUUAUCACGUAGUCGGGCGCGGUUCGCCGUAGUCCGAUUUGAAGAUACGAGUGUUUACGUGUGUGUUUAUAGAAUCUACUGUCUGUGGCUUGUGAGUGAAUGAAACAAGGUUGUGCGAGCAUGCCUGUAUGUGUGCACAGCCGUACUGUACGUGAAGAGUAUAUGGAAACAUUUAACGGAGAUGAAAACGACACUACUGAGUAUGAAUAGCAUCUAUGAAAUGACACUAUUUUGCAAAUGCCAGCAAAUAAUUCUACGGUUCAAAUUCAGUCCGCAUAAAGAGGCGAAUUUGAUGAAAUAUCAGAUCCUAACAGCAUUUACUGGAUAAAUCAGUUUCGCUUUCGUGUGAAACUAAGACUACUGAACACAGACGAUAUCAGAUGUCACUUUUUCUUCUUCUAUUGAUAGCUUAAAUAUAUCUGUUGUACGCAAAAAAAUUGUGCAUUCCAGAUCUUCUAUUCGCGCAGCCACACACACUCAAUACAAAUUGCUUAUCCUACUGCUGCACCAUCUGAUGAUUUGCACAUGUAACAACACAUUACAUGUUAACAAACCCAAGACUUAAUAGGGCUUCUUUCACAGAAACACAAACAGCCUAACUCACCACAUCUUUCAAUGGGGACCAUAUAUGCUUGGACAAAGGAAACCAGCCCAAAGUAUGUUAUACACUGAAGAACACUAUGUAUGUCUACAAGGGACAGUUUGUAUUGUCUCUCAGCAAGCUGUAAAUAGGUAAACUCAGAACUGUAUAUUUAUCUGUCAGGCGCUGGCAGCACUGUUGAACUAAUAAAGUAUUGUAACUGUAA